Papaver somniferum (opium poppy) is the source of this 722-nucleotide messenger RNA. Its product is annotated as cyclin-dependent kinases regulatory subunit 1. The coding region runs from base 121 to 369 and encodes 82 amino acids. NCBI's taxonomy places the organism in Eukaryota, Viridiplantae, Streptophyta, Magnoliopsida, Ranunculales, Papaveraceae. Gene Ontology annotation, cellular component: SCF ubiquitin ligase complex; cyclin-dependent protein kinase holoenzyme complex. Gene Ontology annotation, biological process: regulation of mitotic cell cycle. Gene Ontology annotation, molecular function: ubiquitin binding; histone binding; protein kinase binding. The transcript is spliced from 4 exons. The record is from RefSeq and is a predicted model, not a curated record.
AUAUUUAUCAACAAAAAUAAAAAGAAUUAAUAUUUCGAAAUCAUUUUUAUCUCCUUUUCACAGACGCUCCCUCACUCAGAACAUCAUCAUCUCCGUUCCCCCCUUCUAAGAUCUUUUGAAAUGGGUCAGAUCCAGUACUCCGACAAGUAUUUUGAUGACACUUAUGAAUACAGGCAUGUGGUUCUUCCUCCUGAAGUAGCGAAACUUCUUCCCAAGAAUCGAUUACUUGCUGAGAAUGAGUGGAGAGGUAUGGGAGUGCAGCAAAGCCGUGGGUGGGUUCACUAUGCUAUCCACCGUCCUGAGCCCCACAUUAUGCUCUUUAGGAGGCCUCUCAACUUUCAGCAAGAGCAACAACAGCAGCAGCAGUAAAAGAAGAACCAUGAGUGAGAGACAAUGUGUGUGUUUUUCUCCUUUAUCUUGCAGGAAAGACCUUUCAAUAUCUAGUCUUCUGUGUGAUUGCCUAAAAAACACCCCGUCUGUCUCUCUAACUCUCAGAAAUGGUUGUGUUAGAAUCCUGCUACUACCUAGUACCUACUAUUGAUGUUUAUCUAUUAGAGUGUUUGAUUCUGCAACUCUCUUGUUGUGGAAGUACCGUGUUUUUGUUUUUGUUUUUUUUGAUCAGAAGAAGUACCGUGUUUGCUUCCUUCUAUCAUUAGAUAAAUAGUUGUCUCCGACUCUGUGAAUGUUAAUGUGAUGAAACGAUUUCAUUUUCCUUUAUUUAA